This is a messenger RNA of Drosophila bipectinata, 348 nucleotides long. RefSeq names its product tissue factor pathway inhibitor. Lineage: Eukaryota; Metazoa; Arthropoda; Insecta; Diptera; Drosophilidae. Gene Ontology annotation, molecular function: serine-type endopeptidase inhibitor activity. The record is from RefSeq and is a predicted model, not a curated record.
ACCACGAGAGCCAAGAAAUGCAGCGGCAACAUCAGUUUAAAGUCUCCUUUUGGCUAUGUGUCAUCUUGGCCAUGAUCCUGGAGCAGCAGAUUCCUGUUGAGGCGCGAGUUCGAGAUCUUUGCCAAGUGGUGCCCAGCACGAGCGGACUGUGUGUGCCCAGCACACUAGGCAUCUACUAUGACCCGGAGACGCAACAUUGCCGCUAUAUGGGCUGCGGCAAACAGAGAUUAUUCACCAGCCUGGAGGAUUGCGACAAGAUCUGCAAUAAUGCAAGACACGUGAAGAGACGCAACAGAGCAAAGACCAAUGAAACCACGCAAUGAAUAAACAUAAAUAUUUAUAAAACAA